Messenger RNA from Colletotrichum navitas, 835 nucleotides. RefSeq lists its product as uncharacterized. The coding region runs from base 331 to 564 and encodes 77 amino acids. The transcript has a single exon. The record is from RefSeq and is a predicted model, not a curated record. Lineage: Eukaryota; Fungi; Ascomycota; Sordariomycetes; Glomerellales; Glomerellaceae.
CGCAUACUAUGUAGGUAGGUAGCAAGCAGAACAGGCGUCGAAUACCAUGUCAGAUACUAAACCGUGAUGGAUCGAGUCUGGGAAGUCGGGCCAGAUUCACAGUUUGGUGUUCUGCCGAGAGCGUGAUCCAGCCCUGCUGUCCAAGCAGGAAAUAGACAUGGGCGACUGGUUCAUCUCGAGUGACCGAAAAAGGCCGAUCUGCAACUCACAGCCUGCACUUGUCCAGAUGUGUCUGUCUGACUACCCGCCUUCCCCCGCCCGCCAUUUUAUCGUGCGUGGCUGCCACGGCAGACUCGUAAUUAGACCGCUCGGGGGUUGGCUACAACCGAAAUGGGCAGGCUUCUUGUGGCGUGGUUAAUAAAGAAGGCCUUGGGUAGUUCCUUGUUUCUUCCCACGACUGCAAAUCGGGGCAUGCACGACCCUGUCGUGAAUCGAAUGUCCACCGCUUCCCAACGGCCAUGCAUCAACGGUAUUUUGUUGGUCAGUAGAGGCGGGCGCAUCGUCAACAGGCUAGGAGAGAGGACGCCACUGAUCAGCGUUCCUGCUUUGGCACGGAGAAGGUAAACCCUAACACGACACGGGUGAGCCUUGACAACGAUCGUCGGAGGCUGCGACUCAUUAUGCCGCAGGUCGGAGAAAUCGGCCGACGGAGAAAAAAAAAAAGAAAAAGAGAGAGAGAGACAGAGAGAUGGGAUGACAAGUUUGACAUGGGGACUCGUCGGACCGUCAAGCAAGGGUCGGGGAUCGUUGGGGCUGGAGUAUCUCUCCGUGCGAAUACCUGGGCCUUGACUACUGGCCUCGUUCGUUCGCCCUUGACCCGCGCAGCUGGGUUGGC